AUGUUCCCGAAGGCGUCUCUGCUGCUGGGGCUCACUGUCCCCGGCAGCCACCUCUGGACCUUUCAGAAGGCCUUUGCAGACGUUAGUAAGAACCACGGUUAUUUCAUGAUGUCCGUGGAGUUGGCCGUGGCUUCCUUCAGCAGUGGCAGCAAGGACAUGCAGGCCCACAGGCUGCUGGAGGUCGGGCGAGCCCAGCAGGAGAGUUGGACAGUGAUAUUUUUAAUGGACCUAGAGCUGGGCCAGACAAUUUGUAGAAAACGUGCUGAAGACCUCGGCCACUGUCCCCUGCAAGAAGGCCCGGGAGAGAAGGUGAGCUGCACUUUCGUGGUGGACUCGCAACCCUGGAUCACCCAGUUCACCCUUGUGAACAGCACCUGCCAGCAGAACCAGGGGGAAGGGGCCCCCAUCUCCCGCAGCAGACCCUCUUCCUCUGGAUGA
Molecule: messenger RNA, 438 nt
Organism: Camelus dromedarius (Arabian camel)
Lineage: Eukaryota; Metazoa; Chordata; Mammalia; Artiodactyla; Camelidae
Product: probable cystatin-16
Exons: 3
Coding region: 1-438 (145 amino acids)
Molecular function (GO): cysteine-type endopeptidase inhibitor activity
Source: RefSeq, a predicted model, not a curated record